GGCAUGUACCCAUGUCAGCAGAUAGUGAGGAGAGGGAGCUGAAGAGAGAAGCGGCUCAGUGGCAGUAACAAAAGGAGCCGGAUCUGUAGGGAGAGGCAGUCGGGAUAAACUGAGCCGGUGUUGCCCGCAGGUAGUCGCUCCUACACACCGGCCACAACAUGUCAGCCAAGGCGAUAUCCGAACAGACCGGAAAGGAGUUCCUAUACAAGUACAUCUGUACCACGGCAGCCGUGCAGAACCGCUUCAAAUAUGCCCAUGUUACCUACGACACCGACUGGGACCGUCUGGCUCAGGAACACCCGUGGCUUCUUACUCAGCCCCUGGUGGUAAAGCCUGACCAGCUCAUCAAGCGUCGUGGGAAACUGGGACUCGUUGGCGUUAACCUCAACUUGGACCAAGUGAAGAGCUGGUUGAAACCACGUCUUGGGAAUGAAACCACAAUUGCUAAAGCCAAGGGGAUACUGAAGAAUUUCCUGAUUGAACCGUUUGUCCCCCAUAAGCAGGAGGAGGAGUUCUAUGUCUGUAUCUAUGCAGCCCGAGAAGGAGAUUAUGUGCUGUUCCACCAUGAGGGGGGCGUAGAUGUGGGUGAUGUGGACUCCAAAGCCCAAAAGCUGCUGGUUGGUGUAGGAGAACGUUUGACAGAGAAAGAAGUCAAGUCCCGCCUUCUGAUCCAUGUGGCCCAAGACAAACAAGAGGUCCUCGCCAGCUUCAUCACUGGCCUCUUUAACCUGUAUGAAGACCUGUACUUUACCUACCUAGAGAUAAACCCACUAGUUGUUACAAAGGAUGGAGUGUACGUGUUGGACAUGGCGGCCAAGAUCGACGCUACGGCUGACUAUAUAUGCAAAGCCAAAUGGGGCGACGUGGAAUUCCCACCACCGUUCGGCAGAGAAGCUUAUCCUGAGGAGGCCUACAUAGCUGAUCUGGAUGCCAAGAGUGGUGCCAGCCUGAAACUUACUAUCCUCAACCCACGGGGUAGGAUCUGGACCAUGGUGGCAGGGGGAGGAGCUUCUGUCGUGUACAGUGACACCAUCUGUGACCUGGGAGGGGUGGACGAACUGGCCAAUUACGGAGAGUAUUCCGGUGCCCCGAGUGAGCAGCAGACCUAUGACUAUGCCAAGACCAUCUUGUCCCUUAUGACGAGAGAGAAACACCCAGAUGGUAAAAUCCUUAUCAUCGGGGGAAGCAUUGCCAAUUUUACCAACGUCGCUGCAACCUUCAAGGGCAUUGUCAGAGCCAUUAAAGAUUUCCAGUGCCCUCUGAAAGAACACGAAGUGAUGAUCUUUGUGAGGAGAGGGGGACCGAAUUAUCAGGAGGGGCUUCGCGUAAUGGGAGAAGUCGGUAAGACCACGGGGAUUCCCAUCCAUGUGUUUGGCACAGAGACGCACAUGACGGCCAUUGUAGGCAUGGCUCUAGGUCACCGACCUAUCCCUAACCAGCCUCCCACUGCCGCUCAUACGGCCAACUUUCUGCUGAAUGCCAGCGGCAGCUCUUCGACACCAGCUCCGAGCCGAACUGCAUCUUUCUCAGAAUCAAGAACAGAAGACAUUACUCCGGCCAAAAAAUCCAAGCCAGCUAUACCUAAUGAUUCUACAGCCUUGCACGGACCGGCUACAGCCAAAGCCACCACUCUGUUCAACCGUCACACCAAAUCCAUCGUUUGGGGCAUGCAGACCCGAGCCGUGCAGGGCAUGCUGGACUUCGACUACAUCUGCUCCCGCUCAGAACCCUCUGUGGCCGCCCUGGUUUACCCUUUCACUGGUGAUCACAAGCAAAAGUUUUACUGGGGCCACAAAGAGAUCCUCAUACCGGUCUUCAAAAACAUGGCGGAUGCGAUGAGGAAACACCCCGAGGUGGACGUGCUCAUUAACUUUGCCUCCCUGAGGUCGGCGUAUGACAGCACCAUCGAGACCAUGAAUUACCCGCAGAUCCGUUCAAUUGCAAUUAUUGCAGAAGGAAUACCAGAAGCACUUACAAGGAAGCUCAUCAAGAUGGCGGAUGAGAAAGGAGUCACAAUUAUAGGUCCUGCCACGGUUGGUGGAAUUAAACCUGGUUGCUUUAAGAUUGGAAACACAGGGGGAAUGCUGGACAAUAUUCUGGCCUCUAAGCUCUACCGCCCUGGGAGCGUCGCCUAUGUGUCCCGCUCAGGGGGAAUGUCCAACGAGCUCAACAACAUCAUCUCCAGGACCACGGAUGGAGUGUUUGAAGGAGUGGCCAUUGGCGGGGACAGAUACCCCGGGUCAACAUUCAUGGACCAUGUUCUACGUUACCAGGACACUCCAGGAGUUAAAAUGAUUGUUGUUCUUGGAGAGAUUGGGGGCACGGAGGAGUACAAGAUCUGCCGUGGUAUUAAGGAAGGCCGGCUGACUAAACCAAUCGUCUGUUGGUGUAUUGGGACCUGCGCUACUAUGUUUUCCUCAGAGGUGCAGUUCGGCCAUGCAGGAGCUUGUGCCAACCAAGCAUCGGAGACGGCUGUGGCUAAAAACCAGGCCUUGAAGGAAGCUGGAGUAUUCGUUCCACGUAGUUUUGAUGAACUGGGGGAUGUCAUUCAGUCUGUGUAUGAGGACCUAGUUGCUAAAGGAGAAAUUGUACCAGCUGAGGAAGUGCCACCUCCCACUGUACCCAUGGACUACUCCUGGGCGAGGGAGCUGGGUUUGAUCCGGAAGCCUGCAUCUUUCAUGACUAGUAUUUGUGACGAGAGGGGCCAGGAGCUGAUCUACGCAGGAAUGCCAAUCACUGAUGUCUUCAAGGAAGAUAUUGGCAUCGGAGGAGUAUUGGGCCUGCUGUGGUUCCAGAGAAGGAUGCCCAAGUAUGCCUCUCACUUUAUUGAGAUGUGCCUGAUGGUGACGGCAGACCACGGGCCGGCUGUGUCGGGGGCCCAUAAUACCAUUGUGUGUGCCAGAGCCGGAAAAGACCUGAUCUCUAGCCUGACGUCUGGACUGCUUACAAUUGGCGAUCGCUUCGGGGGAGCACUUGAUGCCGCUGCCAAGAUGUUCAGCAAAGCGUUUGACAGCGGCCUUAUUCCCAUGGAGUUUGUGAACAAGAUGAAGAAGGAAGGGAAGCUGAUCAUGGGCAUCGGCCACAGAGUCAAAUCUAUCAACAACCCAGACAUGAGAGUACAGAUCCUGAAGGACUACGUCAAGCAGAACUUCCCGGCCACUCCUUUACUGGACUAUGCCCUCGAGGUGGAAAAGAUCACAACUUCAAAGAAACCAAACCUCAUCCUUAACGUUGAUGGCCUUAUCGGUGUGGCGUUUGUAGAUCUGCUCAGGACCUGCGGCACUUUCACACGGGAGGAAGCGGAUGAAUACGUAGAUAUUGGAGCACUGAACGGCAUCUUUGUUUUGGGAAGAAGCAUGGGUUUUAUCGGGCAUUACUUGGACCAGAAAAGGCUGAAGCAGGGAUUGUACCGGCAUCCAUGGGACGAUAUUUCCUACGUUCUGCCUGAGCACAUGACUAUGUAAAGACUUGAAAGACACUCCGGAGAGAAGGCGCGUUUGUGCUGUGAUCACAUGAUUAACACCCCAUCGGCGCAGGCUUUUAGCACUAUAGCCCCUGCAUCCAAUCAGUGCAAACUAAGUACAGUCAUAGCCGCUGUUUCAUUGUCUUAACAUUCUGAUAUAUAUAAAUUUUUUGUUUUUCCUUAUGUCCUGCUCCCAGUCCUGGUUCUGUGUUUAAUUUUAUUUUAUUUUGAUAUGUGUAGAGAAAACUGUGACAUUAACUUGUGUUGAGAGCUGUAUUUAUUAAAUGGGAACAGCAUUCA
Molecule: messenger RNA, 3763 nt
Organism: Xenopus tropicalis (tropical clawed frog)
Lineage: Eukaryota; Metazoa; Chordata; Amphibia; Anura; Pipidae
Gene: acly
Product: ATP citrate lyase
Exons: 29
Coding region: 159-3464 (1101 amino acids)
Biological process (GO): citrate metabolic process; fatty acid biosynthetic process; acyl-CoA metabolic process
Cellular component (GO): cytosol
Molecular function (GO): catalytic activity; acyltransferase activity, acyl groups converted into alkyl on transfer; ATP citrate synthase activity
Source: RefSeq, a predicted model, not a curated record